Molecule: messenger RNA, 1975 nt
Organism: Tuber melanosporum (Perigord truffle)
Lineage: Eukaryota; Fungi; Ascomycota; Pezizomycetes; Pezizales; Tuberaceae
Exons: 3
Coding region: 95-1975 (626 amino acids)
Source: RefSeq, a predicted model, not a curated record
CCUUCCCCACUGUCCAUGAGAAAUACUCCCUUGGCCAUUACUGCGCCCCCUAUUUUCUUGAUCGACGGUCCUCCCUCUCCACCGCGACAAUCCGAUGACUGACGCGGAGUCAUUUUACGAUAAGCUUUUAGCCUCACUGGCGAUCCCUGGACUCGAACUUGGCCCGCGAAAUGAAUCGGAACGGAGUAAUUCUGGGGCGGAGGCACCGGCUACAGAGGCCCUUGAGGGACGGGGUCAGAUGAACGGUUUGGGCUCUGGGAGUGGCUUAGUAGGUUUCCAGGAUAGUAAUAGGAGACUGGUGGCUUCAAAAUCACCAAUUGAAACGCGUGAUUGUGGAUUAGGAGAGGAGGUGGAGUCAGUUACUACUCGCGUUGAGCAACGCCGUGAUGAAGCUCUCCAGGACGCCCCCUCGCCAAGAGAGCCGGACAAACCUCACCCUCCGGCGAAUUUGCCAUCGCCAGAGCAGCCGAAAUCGGGCUCUACGGGCGCUCUAAAGAUACGGACCUCGGCUGCACUGGAGGCGGAAUUGCGGCGGCGGUUGUUGGAAAGUGGAUUGAGGAAACGAAAAUCCGUUUCUGAGCCCGAGAAUGCGCCUGCCAGCCCAGAGAAUUGCGCUCCAGAGCCUGACCCCCCGGGCCCCGAUAAGGCGGCGGAACUUCGUCGAAGAUUACUAUUCGAGCGCAACACAUAUGAAAAACAGAAAUCGUCUGCACAGAAGCCCAGAUCAACCCCGCUAAAAACACCAACUGGGCCUAUGAGGUCGCAAUCGCCGAUUAGCAUCUCCUCUGAUGAUGAUGACCAACAUACUACCAAAUCCUUGUCCCAUCCUGUAUCACUUCCCCCACGGCCCCCUCCUCGAAUUGGUUUCAGGUUGAGGAUCUUAGUUCCUUUUGCUGCCUCAGCAAGUGGAUAUCUUGUUAUGCAGACGGAAGAGUUGCCUUUAAGCACUACGUUGGCCAGCAUUAUUGAGUUAUUUGGCCCCCUGAAUGACCGGGAUCACUUGUAUUUCCCACAUUCGAGACCCAAACCUUCUCAGAGUGUUAUGAAAGCUGAGGGUGGUGAUGAGGAAAGACAGGAGGAAGAUUUGGGGCAAAGAUUUUACUAUGAACCCGAGGAUUCUGAGAUAGAACCUCAAGGAGAUGCUGCUGGACAAUCGGUCGGAACCCCAACAAAAAAGCCAAGCGAAACUAGGCCUAAAUCGGCAAAGAGCAGUUUAAAUGGUGGAGUGCCUGAAUUUGUACCAGUCGAUAAGAAGGAACGACCUGACGAGCCUGGAAGUUGGGUAGUAGGAAGGAAGACCUUAGAGGAUGUUUGGACUGAAGGGAAGCAGGUGGUCGAAUGUAUACUGAUUCGGGCAGGGGAAUUAGAUCGUCAUGAACAAGGUCAGGCCGCUGAAAUGUAUGAAGAUGUCGGGUAUCUUCAGCAGAAUGGAUGGGGGGGCACGAGAGAAUUUCUGCCGGCAGGGAAACAGUCUGAUGGAGAAUCCCAUGGACAAUGGGGAUUUGGUGCAUCUGGGUUCCCCCCUGACAACAUGAAUUACGGAUAUCCGAACCAGCAAUGGGGGGGACCAUAUCUUGAUCCGAACAUGCCCAGUCCUUCGACACCUUGGUUCCCGCAGCAAAACUUCACCCAGCAAUCACCAGUAUUCCUUUCACCCCAGCAACCACAGCCCGACUUUUCUCCGGAAGGCAGUAACGGCCAACAGGCCAUGCACUGGAUACCUGGGCAUACAGAUUACACUACUGCAGGUUGGAUGUACGGUUUUAAUGGAACCGCCGAUACCUCAGUUCCACAAGAGUCACCCACCGUCGGUGAGGGGACACCAAUCCCUCCAGCUCCAGAAUCUCGCGGCGCACCCGGUAGCGCGAAGAAGCGCAUGAGGGGCGGUCGGAGAAAAAAAGAUAGAGGGAAACCCGGCCCGAUUAGCAGUCCGGGAGUAGCUAGGGCCGGUGGACCAUCACGCCCCGGCCACUGA